ACAAUAAUCGAAAAUCUUCAUAACAAAUUUUACUUCUCAUCUUUAGUGAAUUGUCAAACCAAUCAUCCCUAAAUAUACCUACCAACUAGAGAUUUUUCGAAAAUAAGCACACUUAAACGUCAAAAUGAAAAAAAAAAACUAUGUCUAGAAGUAAGAUGAGUCUAGCUAUAGGUAUAUCUAUGCACUAACGUAAAGUAUUUUUUCAUAAAUUACAAAAUAAAAUGUUCUUAUUAUAAUGAGCUUCAAUGUUCAUUAAGAUGUUUAUACUUUUAAGCUGGAUUUUUGCGCAAUUUUAGGAUUCGAUAAAACAUUAAAAUCAAUAAUUUAGCGUCAGAGAGGUGCGGUGCGGUGUCCUCUCCCCGCGGGCCUCAUUCCGCCACGCCCAGCGCGCGCAUUCUCCAACAACAAAAUCUACACGAAAUGGUCGCUCAAAGAAACGAGUCGGGCGGGCGACGCUCGCGCCCCGCUCGCCUCGGCGCAGUCACGCACAGCAGCUCCCCACUAGACAGUCGUGCUUGUGUAGCGAUCUCAAUAGCCUGUGAACUGUACGCACGGCGUACACGUGCCUUCGCGCGCUCGCGUCCCGGAUCCCAUCCCUUCUCCACGCGCGGCCGCUCUUAGAUAAGACAUCUAACCCGACCCACCCCAGCCUGUGUGCCGGUACUUCUGUCGUACUCGCUGUCGCCGCACAUUCUGUUAUGUAACACGAAAACAAACACCGCGCCUGUUGUAGCGAGCACGUGUGCGCACCGACUAUCGUACGCCCGUUCGCACUAACAUCCACGCCGUCGUUAACGCCACGCCACUACACUCCACUCUAUUCUAUAUCUAUAUACUUACCUUUAGGUUUCUUGCAAACUUCUCACAUAGUUUGUGUCUAGUGUUACCUCGUGCCCUUUUUAAUUAGGUGUGACAGUGCCAUUAUUACAGUUUUACGUUAAUAUUUGAAUUUUGUGAAUAUGUCAAACUCCCUGGACCAACAAUUUGGCAAUCUAAGCCUGUCUCAGGAGGAUCACGACCAAAUGUUUGAACCAGAGGACCAUCAGGAUCAAAGCCGGUCGUCAAAGGUGCUGAUCAGUGGGCUGCCGCUGCAUGCCCGGUUCGACAAUAUCGAGCCGCUGCUCGCGCAGUAUGGCAACGUGCAGCACUGCGACACUGCGCACGCGCGGGACGCCAACACCCAAGCGGUGUACAUCACGUUCGAGACACCGGAGCAGGCGCAGCAGGCCAUUAACGGUCUAAACGGGUACGAGCUGGAGGGCAGCCGUAUUAAGGUAGAGGCGACAGAGGCGAGCGCGCGCGGCGGGCGGCGCGGCCGACCGGGCGGCGGGCGCGGAGCUGCGGGCGGCGCGCGCCCCACUGACUUUCCGCUGAGGCUGCUGGUUCAGAGCGAUAUGGUGGGCGCCAUCAUCGGCCGCCAGGGCAGCACCAUCCGCCUUAUCACGCAGCAGUCGCGCGCACGCGUCGACGUGCACCGCAAGGAUAACGUCGGUUCGCUAGAGAAGGCCAUCACCAUCUAUGGCAAUCCUGAGAACUGCACCAACGCAUGCAAGCGCAUACUCGAGGUCAUGCAGCAGGAGGCUAACAAUACUAAUAAGGGGGAAAUCUGUCUAAAAAUUUUGGCGCAUAAUAAUUUAAUUGGGCGCAUAAUAGGAAAAGGGGGAAACACUAUAAAGAGAAUAAUGCAAGAGACUGAUACAAAGAUCACGGUGUCAUCGAUCAAUGACAUUAACAGCUUCAAUCUGGAACGCAUCAUCACCGUGAAGGGAACUAUUGAAAACAUGGCCAAAGCGGAGUCUCAAAUAUCAGCUAAGCUGCGCCAGAGCUAUGAGAAUGAUUUACAGGUGCUGGCGCCGCAGAGCAUAAUGUUCCCGGGAUUACAUCCGAUGGCGAUGAUGUCGACGGGUCGCGGAUUCUGCAGCGCGCCGCCGCCCUACCCGCCGCCGAUUUACGCCCCGAUGCCGGGCCGCGGUGGCGCGCAGCAGGGCGCAGGCGACUCGCAGGAGACCACGUAUCUGUAUAUCCCGAAUAACGCGGUGGGCGCCAUCAUUGGCACAAAGGGAUCGCAUAUUCGUAACAUCAUCCGCUUCAGUAACGCGUCCGUCAAGAUUGCGCCACUGGAACAGGACAAGCAGGGAGAGGCGGCCGGCGGCGCGCAACAGGAGCGCAAGGUGACCAUCGUCGGCAGCCCCGAGGCCCAGUGGAAGGCGCAAUACCUGAUCUUCGAGAAGAUGCGCGAGGAGGGCUUCAUGUCUGGCUCUGAUGACGUGCGGCUGACGAUCGAGAUUGUAGUAGCAUCGUCGCAAGUGGGGCGCAUCAUCGGCAAGGGCGGGCAGAACGUGCGGGAGCUCCAGCGCGUCACCGGCUCCCUCAUCAAGUUGCCCGAGCAGCCGCCACCGACAGGCGCCCAGCCCGACCACGAGACCACCGUGCACAUUGUAGGACCCUUCUAUAGCGUGCAGUCUGCGCAGCGGCGCAUUCGAGACAUGGUGGCGCAGGCAAUGGCCCCGAGCCGCCAUCGCCGCGCCGCGCAGCCGCCGCCGCCGCCGCAGCAGCAGUAGACAGCUGCUGACGUGGGCAGCUGUCGCCGCCGCCCCCGCCUCCUCCGCCUCCUCC
Molecule: messenger RNA, 2616 nt
Organism: Papilio xuthus (Asian swallowtail)
Lineage: Eukaryota; Metazoa; Arthropoda; Insecta; Lepidoptera; Papilionidae
Gene: Imp
Product: IGF-II mRNA-binding protein
Exons: 8
Coding region: 960-2561 (533 amino acids)
Molecular function (GO): RNA binding
Source: RefSeq, a predicted model, not a curated record